This is a messenger RNA of Antrostomus carolinensis (chuck-will's-widow), 1024 nucleotides long. RefSeq names its product autophagy related 3 (gene ATG3). The transcript is spliced from 11 exons. The annotation marks the transcript as partial. NCBI's taxonomy places the organism in Eukaryota, Metazoa, Chordata, Aves, Caprimulgiformes, Caprimulgidae. The record is from RefSeq and is a predicted model, not a curated record. Gene Ontology annotation, cellular component: cytosol; phagophore assembly site. Gene Ontology annotation, molecular function: Atg8-family ligase activity. Gene Ontology annotation, biological process: nucleophagy; autophagosome assembly; glycophagy.
UUAUUGCAGGAGUCCAAGUUUAAAGAAACUGGAGUAAUUACACCUGAAGAAUUUGUCGCAGCUGGAGAUCACUUGGUUCACCACUGUCCUACCUGGCAAUGGGCUUCAGGAGAAGAACUGAAAGUCAAGGCUUAUCUGCCAACUGACAAACAGUUUUUGGUAACUAAAAAUGUGCCGUGCUACAAAAGGUGUAAGCAGAUGGAGUACUCGGAUGAGCAGGAAGCAAUUAUAGAGGAAGAUGAUGGUGAUGGGGGAUGGGUAGACACUUUUCACAAUGCAGGCAUAGUGGGUGCAACAGAAGCGGUGAAGGAGAUCACACUAGACAGUAAGGAUAAUAUAAAAAUACCGGAAUGUUCAGCAUCUUGUGAAGAUGAUGAUGAGGAAGAUGAAGGAGAAGCUGCAGACAUGGAAGAGUAUGAAGAAAGUGGGCUAUUGGAGACAGAUGAUGCAACGCUUGACACAAGACAGAUUGUAGAAGCUAACAAAUCUAAAGUUGAUGUUGGAGGAGAAGAUGCUAUUCUACAGACUAGAACUUAUGACCUCUACAUCACAUAUGACAAAUAUUACCAAACUCCAAGGCUCUGGUUAUUUGGAUAUGAUGAGCAACGGCAGCCUUUAACAGUAGAGCAUAUGUAUGAAGACAUUAGUCAAGAUCAUGUCAAGAAAACAGUGACCAUUGAAAACCAUCCUCAUCUUCCUCCACCUCCCAUGUGCUCAGUUCAUCCGUGCAGGCAUGCAGAAGUGAUGAAGAAAAUAAUUGAGACUGUUGCAGAAGGUGGAGGAGAACUUGGAGUUCACAUGUACCUUCUUAUUUUCUUGAAAUUUGUACAGGCGGUCAUUCCAACGAUAGAAUAUGACUAUACGAGGCACUUUACGAUGUAACUAAAAUAAGAGAUGUCCUCCUCUAAUUAUCAAAUCUUUUUUUUUAAAUAACCCAUCCAUGUGACUUAUACAACAUUAUACACAAUUUCUGUAACUAACCUUUUAUCAAGUUGAUGCAUUAAAAUAAAAUGUUCCAUUACCA